GCAAAAGGAAAAAAGGGCAUGCAAGGUUAUAAUAUAUACCUAUGUGGUGGUACGAUGGAGACAGUCAGUGGGUCCGUAAUCGGGUAAAGGAACCCGACCCGUCUCGAUGAGAUUGAGGUCGAGGAGGAGAACCUCGUAAUGUCGCCUGGCUUCGUCGGCCGAUUUCCCUCCGACGGCGUCUGCUACUUUCUGCCAUCUCUCCGGCGUCUCCUUGUCGUACUUCGCCAACGCUCUCUCGAACUUCUUGUUCUCCCUCUUCGUCCACGUUCCUGAACUCAUCCUCUCUCUCUCUCUCUCUCUCUCUCUCUCUCCUCCCCUCUCUCUAUAUAUACACACACACACAUGGAUACGCGAUGCAGAUAUAUUUAAUUCAUUGCCAUUGAUCUGAUCUUCACAAAGUUCCAAUUUUUUUCCAUCGGUGUAGAACCCGAUAACAAAAAAUGAAGGGCCACAUGUUCUGUGCAUCGCAAGCAUCGACGGCCAUUUGUUUGAGCACCGACCACGUUCACAAACCCAACACCUCCUCCGCCGAAGAACGCGGUGACGGAGGAAGAGCCAUCGACCGCCACAACCCCGUCAUCAAAGAAGUCGGUCGGAGAUCGUUUACCGUCGCGCCAUGCUCCUCCGUCGACGAUGUCCCUUACAUCCUGCUGCAAAAGACCAAAAUGCCCUCCACCGCCGGUGACGUCAACAGCAUCAGGAAGCUCCACAAGGGCAGGAAGAGCUCCGCCGUCCGGAGCAGUGGCAGCGGCGGAGGUACGGCGGCGUCGUUGUUCAAGCUCAUCGCCGAUGAUAUCAGUCUCGGGAGGAAGAGUUUGAGCUGCUCGAGAGCUGUUCCCGGUUCUUCGAGGUAUCUUUUGGGUUCGGACCCGGAUUCUGUUUCCGGGUCACUGAGUCGCGACUCGGUUUCCGGAACUUCUGAACCGAAGAGAGGAUCCGAUGACGCAGUUCAAGAGGGAGAGUCAGAGAAGAAAACUUCUUCAUCCUCUUCAGAACAGGUGGUGGUUCUGAGAGUGUCUCUCCAUUGCAAAGGCUGCGAAGCAAAAGUGAGGAAACAUCUAUCCAGAAUGCAAGGUGUGACAUCCUUCAACAUAGAUUUCACUUCAAAGAAGGUGACUGUGACCGGAGACAUCACUCCCUUGGAGGUCUUAGCAAGCAUUUCAAAGAUCAAAAGUGCCCAGUUCUGGACAUCAUCACUCCCAAAUGCAAAUCUUGAAACUUCAGAACAGUAGAGCAUUCAUUGGCCUCUGCAACUCUGUUAAAGAGAAUCCAUGGCAAUGGCUGCCUAAACCUGACCUUGGCUUUUGAUGUUCAUCAAGAAAGACGGAAAGUUUUCUUACUUGGGCAAAGCUCCUUAUUUUCAUCAUAUCAUUUGAUGGAGCAUGAAACUGUCAUUACAUGUUGCAUUUUCAGUUUGUGUAUACAUAUAAUGUGCCUUUCUAGAC
Molecule: messenger RNA, 1445 nt
Organism: Tarenaya hassleriana
Lineage: Eukaryota; Viridiplantae; Streptophyta; Magnoliopsida; Brassicales; Cleomaceae
Product: protein SODIUM POTASSIUM ROOT DEFECTIVE 2-like
Exons: 3
Coding region: 441-1232 (263 amino acids)
Molecular function (GO): metal ion binding
Source: RefSeq, a predicted model, not a curated record